Nicrophorus vespilloides is the source of this 2023-nucleotide messenger RNA. RefSeq lists its product as uncharacterized. Gene Ontology annotation, cellular component: membrane. NCBI's taxonomy places the organism in Eukaryota, Metazoa, Arthropoda, Insecta, Coleoptera, Silphidae. The transcript is spliced from 8 exons. The record is from RefSeq and is a predicted model, not a curated record. Bases 387 to 1955 code for a protein of 522 amino acids.
GCAGUAAACAAGCGAGGUUCUGGUUAGUAGGAGAAAGCCGUUCGCAUCGAGUCUAUGCUCGAAAUGCUAAGGAUAAACUGUAUUUAAAAAGCAUUAAGCAAACACUGGAAUCGAUAAGAUUUUCCUUUUGUCGUCUAGCGGUUCCAUCGUUAUUAUUCUUUUUUUUAUACUCUGCGGGACAGUGUUAUCGAAACAGCAGCUGAUAACGUGCCAGAUAAUGGAUGUAAUAGUGUCUUUCAGCUGGAUUCGAUUCAAGUGCGAGGUCUGAGCCGGUCGUGCCAGAAAACGAAAAGGAAAUUAGAAGAAAAAUGUAGAUUGUACUAAGAUAAUUUUACAAAAUUUGACUGCUUCGUUUUCCAUUAAGCAAUAACAAAAAAGGAAGAAAAAUGCCUAUCAAAAUCAAUAGAGAUCUCAUGCCCAUAAAGGCCCAUUACUUCUUCUUCAUGGCAGCAAUGGGUCCUAUUUUACCACAACUUCCGGUUUACGGUAAAGAAAUGGGUGUUUCGUCGACGGUGAUGGGUACCGUUAAUGCUAUUCUACCCAUAAUCUUCCUACUCGCCAAACCUUUGUUCGGCUUGAUCGUCGACAUCUACAGAGAAUAUCGGAAAUCUAUAUUCGUCAGCCUCAUCAUGAUUAUGGCCGGAGCCUUCGCGCUCCUCAACAUCAUUCCUUCCAGGAGCUUCAUGAAGUACGACUUCGACGCAACCAGCGAUCAAUUAGAUAUAUGUAAUGACUCAGAGGGAUUUUGGAACGACUGCAAUACCACGGUUCACAUGAUCUGCAGCUGCGAGAUCAGCGGCCAAGUUCACGAACUUCCACUUCUGUACAUCGAUUCUAGUCAGAGCUGCAUCCCUGGGAAUAUCUCGCAGUCUUUUCCAAUCGGAAGGAAUUGCAGCUUCAAAUGCACGGAGAACAUCGAGAACAGCAACUCUUGCCUUUACACGUCCUGGACGUUCUGGGUCUUCAUCGUUCUGAUGUCUUUGGGAACUAUUGGCUUCAAUGUAACAAAUUCUAUAAGCGAUGCCAUUUGCUUUGACGUUAUUGGUGAUGAAUAUGACUAUGGUAAACAAAGAGUUUGGGGAACCAUUGGUUUCGGUUUCACCGCUUUGCUAUCCGGCUUCUGCGUGAAUUGGGCAUCGGGAAACUCCACCAGUUAUACACCAGCUUUCAUAAUCAUGUUGGUCUUCAUUGCCUUCGACUUCUUCUCCUGCUGGAAGUUGAAGCUUCCCAUCAUGGAAACCCCCGAGAACAUCUUCAAAGAUUUGAGGAAACUCCUCAACAACAGGCACUGCAUCAUCUUUAUAACUUACGCAGUAUUCGCCGGAAUCGUCGAUAGUUUCUUCGUGUAUUACUUAUUUUGGUAUUUAGAAGACUUGGCCAUAGCCACUGAUACGACUGAUGUUAAGCUUCUGGAGGGUUUGAUUGUGGCUGCUGAAACUCUUGGAGGAGAGGUCAUAUUCUUCUCGAUUUCAGGAAAGAUAUUGGAGCGUUUCGGGCACGCACACUCGUUCAGCAUGUGCUUCAUCAAUUACGCCCUUCGACUGGGUCUGAUAUCGGUCGUCCCAUCGCCCUGGUGGAUUCUUCCGAUUGAAUUCAUCAUGCAAGGGCCGACUUACGCCCUCACGUACACCACGAUUGUGGCGUACGCAAAUGCCAUCGCAGCCCCGGGUACCUCUGCAACGAUGCAGGGAAUCGCCGCCGGAAUGGACGAUGGAUUCGGAUACGCGAUUGGAAGCUUGGUGGGUGGACUGUUCUACAAGCACAUAGGCGGAAGGGGAGCUCUGCAGAUCUUCUGCGUCUUCGCUCUGAUCUGCAGCAUAACGCAUCUCAUGUUAUACAAGAUAUUCCUACAGCACAGGCAGCAGCCCAAUCAGAACACCGAGUACAAAACUCCGGCCGAGGCGGCUCUCGCCACCUACGAUACCUCAACAAUAAGUGAUAUGCAUUGUAUUUAAGCCCAUUGUGAUUCAACAAUAAUAAAGAUUUAUUUUUAUUUAUAAAAAAAACACAACGAAACAAGAAA